Molecule: messenger RNA, 3696 nt
Organism: Zootermopsis nevadensis
Lineage: Eukaryota; Metazoa; Arthropoda; Insecta; Blattodea; Termopsidae
Source: RefSeq, a predicted model, not a curated record
UUCAAAAUGGCGACAUCGGUUUGGAUGUGUUUUAUCUGAUGGCUACCGCUUAGAAACAGAAUGUGUUACUUUUGGGGUUUCUCGGUUCAAGAUGACCUCAGAUUUCGAAUCUCGUAAUGACGAAAUUUGUAUUUGAUUGUUCUAGACGGUAACUAGGAUGUGUGAAAAAGUUACGUUGGUAGGGCUUGUACUAAUGGGGAAUGCCUAGUGCAACUGUAGUAGAAAACCAAUUUUCAUUUGACAUGCCGUUAUCACGCACACGUUCCUUGCUGGGCAACAUUAAUGGGGCACCAUCCAGCAUCCCGAGUGAGGCAUAUCUGUCUCACAUUACGGAAAGUAUUAAUCAUCUACCAUCAAUGAAGACAGGCCAGGAACUUCUUGCCCUCCAAGUUUCAACUUUACAGAUACCAAAUCAACCUAGUACUGUGAAUCAGUCGCUGCCUUUAAUCAAUUCUAUUGUUUCUGAUGGAACGAAUAGUCCGAUUCAAAAUAAAAAUGGCUCAUCAAAACCAAAAACCAUGGUUGCUACUCCUGACCAAGUAAUGAAAUUAUAUAUGAACAAGCUCACUCCCUAUGAACAACAUGAAAUUUUCAGCUAUCCUCAGAUUUAUUUUAUUGGUGCCAAUGCAAAAAAGAGACCUGGAAUUGUUGAGACGGCAAACAACUGUGGAUAUGAUAAUGAACAAGGGUCAUAUAUUCAUAUACCACAUGACCAUGUGGCAUACAGAUAUGAAGUUUUAAAAGUGAUUGGCAAAGGGAGUUUUGGACAGGUAGUUAAGGCAUAUGACCACAAAAACCACGAACACGUAGCUCUGAAAAUGGUGCGGAACGAGAAAAGGUUUCACAGACAAGCACAAGAAGAAAUACGAAUUUUAGAACAUCUGCGAAAACAGGAUAAAGAUAAUACAAUGAACAUCAUUCACAUGUAUGAUAGUUUCACAUUCCGAAAUCAUAUGUGCAUAACUUUUGAACUGCUAUCAAUAAAUCUUUAUGAACUAAUUAAGAAAAACAAAUUUCAAGGUUUCAGUCUUCAGCUAGUACGAAAAUUUUCCCAUUCUCUUCUGCAAUGUUUGGAUGCCCUGUACAAGAAUAAAAUUAUUCACUGUGACAUGAAACCCGAGAAUUGUAUCAGUUUGCAUCACAGUUGGCGACGGCAGAAAUUCUGCGUAAUCGAUUUUGGAUCCAGUUGUUACGAACACCAGCGUGUUUACACUUACAUACAGUCCCGGUUUUACCGGGCACCAGAAGUGAUACUUGGAGCACGUUAUGGUAUGCCCAUUGAUAUGUGGAGUUUGGGAUGUAUUUUGGCAGAACUGCUUACUGGUUUCCCCCUACUGCCGGGUGAAGAUGAAGGUGAUCAGCUAGCCUGCGUCAUUGAGUUAUUAGGAAUGCCACCACAGAAACUUUUGGAUGUAUCAAAGCGUUCAAAGAACUUCAUUAGUUCCAAAGGAUAUCCAAGAUACUGCACUGCUACCACUCUUCCUGAUGGAACUACAGUUUUGGGAGGGGGACUGUCUAGAAGAGGCAAGACACGAGGACCUCCAGGUUCCAAAGAGCUCAAACGAGCUCUCAAAGGAUGUGAUGACCCUCUGUUUUUGGAUUUUAUCCGACGGUGUUUAGAAUGGGAUCCAGAUGCAAGGAUGACCCCUGCUGCAGCCCUACGGCAUGCUUGGCUCAGAAGACGACUUCCUAGGCCCCCUGCCGACAAAAGUGACACCCAGUCUUCUGGUCUUCGAACAUCAUCAUCAUCAUCAAGAAAUUCAAGCAAAACUACCACGAUCGGCAGUGGUGGUUUAAGCACCAACAAACUUAGAGUUCAGCUUUCUGACGAUAGAGCAAGCACAGUCCAUUCACGUCACUCUCAUCACUCGACCAAAUUACCUCAGAUCCCCACCAACACAUAACCACUCGUUCUGCUUCCAGAUGUGUAUAAUCAUGCCGUGUUGUAAAGUGUUUUGAAGGGUCGGUGUGAUUGAAAGGUUGUAUGCAUUUGAUCAGAGGUGGCCAAACUGUAGCUUCCAGAUAAUUUAGACAUAGCUGAAAUGCCGUGAAAAGUCAAUUUUAUUCCUGCAUUAUUUACAAUAUGACAGUGUUAUUGAGCUUCUUUAUCCAAAAUUCUUAUCGUAUGGUUCUAUUUGAAUUAAUUUUGUCCAUUAUGUUGGCAAACAUUGUUUUAUUUAUAUAAGUAUAUACAUAUAAUUUAAGAGAAUGGCUUAUGUUAAUCAUAUUAAAGUCAUUAGUGAUACUCAUCUGUUAUCCAUGACACUGUAAGGAGCAUAGGAUGUGAACUGUUGAGCAGCUAAUGGAAUGAAACUGUGAUAACAAAGCAUAAUGGAAAGUUGCCCAUGCAAGCACACAAGCUGACUUCAGGACCAAAGUCCUCGUUACUGCCAUUCGGUUACGGUCAUAGCCAUGAGCUUUACCCCGUUUCAUUUCUGUGAUAACUUUCACUGAUGACAUUUUCCACUCAACAGAUUGGGAUAAAUGCAUUUAUAUCACAAUAUUUAUGAAAAUGUUGGACGACAUUUCACUCUCAUGAGACUGAUGGUGCACGUACUGCACGCCAACAGAAUGUCUUCGUCAUUCCUAGUACCGCACUUUAUGUACGGUAACAGUACAUAAAUAUUAAUUUCGUAUCCAUCUCGCCAAAUGAACGAUAAUUUACAAAGCAUUUAACUGCUUAGCCCCAUGUAGCUUUCAUUCUGCUUUAACUAGUGAACUCCAAAGUAAUUCAUCUGAAUCUCAUUUUAGAAUGUUUCUGAGCCCUGGCAAUUAACCUGUGUCAAGGCAAAUACCUGAGUAGUAACUCACAAUAUUCCAUCACUCAGAGUCUGAUUCAUCAUUUUUCACCACCAUAAGCCUCACAUUGUAAGCUGCAAGAAAUAAAAAGAUCUCUUUGUCUCUUGUUCUAGGUAAGGUGAUGACUGCAGUGUUCCGUCUUACACUCGUCCAUCCUUAUGUUAGGAAGUCAAACUUCUUGUAUGUUUUCUAUUAUUAUUUUUAUGAUUUCUCCUUAUACAUUUUUAUUGUAUUUUUUUUAUGAGUGUACUUCCUACGUGCCAACAUUUUGUUUUCUGUGAUGCACAGAACUGUGGUCUUGUGUGAGCAGUUUCAACUGCGUGUUCAUCUCUUUCAGACUUCAGAUGUUGUUGCUGUGUGCAUGUGUGUAUAAUGCCAGAUAUUGCAAAAAUGAGGUAACCUCUCUUCAUUACCUGCAUUGCACGUUUAUAUUUUUAUUAAUUGUUACAGAAGGGAGUUCCCUGGAUGUGAAUCUGAUACAUUCAGCCUUCUUCUACUGCUGUAUGUAAAUUGUAAUGUUUUAUACAAUGUCAGUAGCGACCUGCAGACCAUUUCUGGUGUUUCACUCUGUACAGUAUUGAAAAAAAAAAUAUAGGAUUUUGGUAAAUAUAUUAAUAAUAGAAUUAAGUUAACUUUUAACGGUAGAAUAUGUAUAGAGUUCGCAUGGUAUAGGAAGGCAUCAGUUUGCAUGAUGCUGACAGAGGGUUGUAGUGUUAAGGAAUGACAGUAGUGAUCUACUGGAGAUAUUUAAAAAGUACUUAUAAUACCUCCAAGAAUCUGAAUAAUGCCCUUGAUGCUUCCUUUUUCAUAAAUUCUUUCAUAUUUUAUAUAAACUUCAAUUUUUGGCUGCAAAAUAUUCAGAGAAUAUGUACAAAUAACACAGUGGAUACCAAUUUA